ACAAUGUUUUCCUUGCCACCAUCGAUGAAGAGCAUGGGGAAUGACGCACAUCCUCCGUCGAUGCGUCUGCAUUAGCAUUUCCUUUUUUAAAAAAAGAGGCGUUAUUAUUUCCUCAGAUAUUGAAUCUUGUUUUGCCACAACAGUAGAUGCGACACCGAUUCAAUAUCUUGGAUCUGCAGAAUGUCCAAGAUCAGGCGAAAGGUUACAGUGGAGAAUUCAAAAACAAUAUCUGAUAGCAGCACUACCACCGCAUCCAGCAGCACCAGCAACCCUGCCGCCCCCUCGCGCCGACCCAGCGUGUUUGAACGACUCGGCCCGAGCACUGGGAGUAAUGCUGCUGAUAGUCACUGUAGAAAUUGGCUGAAGACUGGAAACUGCAGUUACGGCAACACUUGUCGCUAUACACAUGGAACUCAACCACGAGGCAAAGGAUUUAACUUUAGCCGGUCAGCGGAGAGACCCACAGGCGAUCUGCGGGAGAGGAUGAAGAAUAAAAGACAGGAUAAUGACCCAGAAAGCGUGAAGCGAGAAUUGGACGAGCACACAUCUCCUACAGGAAGACAGAGAGACUCUUCCAGAGGCCGACAUAGAGAAAAAGAGGAUAUCAAAAUUACAAAGGAGCGUACCCCAGCCAGUGAGGAAGAGCCCCCAGAGUGGGAGACAACUCGUGAGGAUUCUGAUAUUGGUGACUACGACUACGAGUUGUCCCUUGAGAUGAAACGUCAGAAGAUUCAACGUGAACUAAUGAAGCUGGAGCAGGAGAAUUUGGACAAGAGAGAAGAGAUGGUCGUGAAGAAAGACGAGACCGCCACCAAAACAAGAUCUACGGCUGUUCAAAAAGCUUCCCCUGAGCUGUUACCCUCGCGAGACCCCCCUUCACCCAGGAAGUCCAGUGGCUCCCCAAAACACAAAAGUGGAGUCAAAGGGUCUGGGAAGAAAGAGAAAAAGGCAUUAGCAUCCUCGCCUAUCACAGAAACUGCCAAAUCGAAAGGAUCUCACAGCAAGAAGAAAGGGCCUCGUACACCCAGUCCCCCCCCUCCAGUACCUCUGGACAUCCCUGUGGUUGGAAAGAAGCACAAAGGCAAGCACAAAAACAAAGAGAAGGGUGAGGAGAAGCAGAAAGAAGGGAAAGACAGGGGACGGGAUGCCGAAAAACACAAAGGACAAAACAAAAAGGAAAAACGCAGAGAUCGAUCAGACAGCUCCCAUAAGGCCAAGCGCUUGGUGACAUCAGAGGAACAAUCCGCUAGUGUGUCACCCCCUACCAGGAAGAAGUCCAUUUCCCCCAAAGCUGCUUCACAUAAGGCCGCCCUACUGGUGUCUCCGCCUCGCAGAUCUCCAUCUCCUCAACGCCGCCAGCGCACACCCACUCCGCCCCGCCGCCGCUCUCCUUCCUCUCGCUCCGACUCCUCCCCGCAGCGGCAUUCGACCUCACCUCGCCGCCGGCGCUCGUCAUCCCCCGCCUACCACCGCAGCGCCGCAGCUUCUUCACCGCCAAGGUCCCAGCGGUCUCGAUCUCCCGCCGUUUCCCAUGAUGCGUCUUCGCCCCACCGGCGCUCUGAUAGAUCAAGCCCUGCUCGGCGCCACUCGAGAGGUCGUGAGAGAAGCCGCGGCGACAGAGAGAGGAGUCCGCACACUCAGGAGCGCAGACGUGAGCGCAGAGAUGAGAGCCGAAGCAAGCGAGAAAAGGACAAUAACCGUGAAGACAGGGACUACGACACGGAGCAGGUCUUGUCUCGGGAUAGCCGUGACGACAGAGACUCCAGAGAAGCCCGAGAGCGACGGGAUGGUCGAGGACGGGACACAGCCAGAGAGCUUCGCGACCGCAGAGAUGUGAAGGAAACGAGAGAGAGCAGGACAGAAACUCGCUGCAGCCGAGAGUCACUUGAGCAUCGGGAUCGUGAGCGAGAGCGUGAGAAAGACAGAGACAGAGAGCGGGAAAAGGAAAGGGACCGAGAUAGGGAGAGGAUCGACACCCUCAGGAAGGAGGAAGCUGCCCAGGACGACAGGAAUUACGGGAGAUCUCAUGGACGUGAAGAAGGAGGAAGAGAAGGACGAGCUGAGACCAGAACGGACAGAAACGGACGAGGGAGGGGGCGUGAAAUACCUGACAAAGGCUCAAACAGGAACUCUCGAGGGUCCCAGCUGGACAGCAGCCAUGACAACUGGGAGUCACGAAGCGGCGGUGCACGUGAACGCAGCACAGAGAGGAGCAAUGCAUCAGAGCGAGACCGCUACGAUGGCGACAAGAGAGGAGAGCAGGCCCGAGACUCGUCAUACGACAGGAGAGGUGGUCACAGUGACAGAGACCGCAGAGAUAAUCGUGACAGAGAUCAAAGGGCAGCUUCUCCAAAUCGACACCAGAGAAGAUCCGAGGAGUCAGAGAGGGACGAGAGAAGGGAUGAGCGAAGGACAGACCGAGGAGAUGAGCGACGGGAGGACAGGACCAGAGACCGUGAGAGAGACAGGGAGCGAGAGCGGGAACGGGAGAAAGACAGGGAGCGGGAGAGGGAAAAGGAGCGAGAAAAGGAGAGAGAGGCUGAGCGGGAGCGUGCCAGGGAGCGGGAGCGUGAAAGGGAGAGAGACAGGGAGCGUGAAAGGGAGCGGGAGAGAGAGGAACGAGAACGGGAGAGAGAGGAGCGCGAGAGGGAGAGGAAGGAGCGUGAGCGGGAGAGAGAGCAGCGGGAGCGAGAGAGGCAGCGGGAAUGGGAGGAGCGAGAGAGAGGGAGGGAGGAAAGGCGAGAUAGGAGAGAAGAUGCCCGCGAUGACCGCGCCAUUCGAGAAACGCGGGACGAUCGCAAAACAAGUCGCAAGCGGCACAGGUUGGAGAGCAGCCCAAGCCCCCGACCUUCACCCAAGCGAGGGACACGUGACAUCAGUCCUGCAGACAGUGACGGCUACAUCAGCGCAGAUGAGAAAAGUGAGCGUCCAAUUGGCCGAGGACUGGCCAAGCUCCACCCACAGCCCCUCCUCCCCAGCCCUGUGUGUCUGCCUCCGAGUGACAGCACGGACAAGCAUCGCCUUUUGAGCCAGGUGGUGCGGCCCCAGGAGCCCCAGUUGCGCUCCCCAUCGAGGGCUACAGCGCCCGAUGACAAGCCUGGCCACUGGAAGGAUGAAGAGCGCCGAGCAGCAUCAGACAAGAGGGAAUUGCGCAGUCGCCACGAGGACCAGGAAGCCCGAGGCGAGCGCACCAGGGUGGGUGACCGACGAGGGGAUCAGGUGGCAGACACGCACUCAGACGCCCGUGGCCGAGGCAGAGACCUGCGAGACCCCACACCGCCUCCUGUUUCUGUGGCUCCUGGCGCCGACCGUGAAGACAGAGACGUCGCCGGCUCACAACCCCAAGAGGACAGCAAAAAGAAGACCAAAGCACUGAGGAAGGGCUUGAAGAAAGGACGCAAAGAGGAAAGUGAGGUGGCUGGUGGCAAAGGCGUAACUGAGCCUCCAACUGGUGCUACGAUGGGUGGGCCUCCAUCGCUACUUUCACCAAAGAAAGGAGCAAAAAAGAAGGUGCUUGAGCGAAAGAGAAAACGGUCACAUGGAGAUUCUGAUGCAUCUGAGGAGGAUUCUUCAGUGGCCCAACCCCAUAAUAAGAGGAAGAGAGGACCUCGGACACCGCCGCCAUCAUUGAGACCUGGUCAACGGGGCACUGGAGCCAAUGCUGAGCCCUCCCCACAGUCCAAAAUAGAUAACUUCAGUGACUGGUCAGAUGAGGAGGUCUCAGAUCGAGGUCAACUGGACUCUGCUCUCACUGAGCGAGCUCCAACUGAGCCUCUUCGUAGAGGUAGUGGCCCCAGGAUGGGCCGGGAAAGAGAGAGAUGCAACCCCCCACCCAUCGCUCCUCUGCUUCUGCAGGACCCUCCCAUGAUGCUGCAGACAUUAACGCCACAGCCCCUGAUGUCCCAGCCCCUUCUCCGCAAACCUCUCCCGGAGCAGCCACGCAGCAGCAGCAUGGGAAGCAACCAGAGCCGCACGUCAUCCAGACGGCCACGGUCCCCCUCCAAUGAGUCGGCCCACCGUGAUGACCUCCAAGGAUCACGGUCCCGCAGGGGCCGCCUUCAGGGCAGUAACGCACAUGACCGUGAAAGGGAGCGAGAACGAGAAAGGUUGGCAAUGAAUGACCCACCAGGAGCCGAAAGGAAAUCACGAAUCGACCAGUUGAGGCGAGGCGAACCUAGCCGCAGUACCUCCUCCGACCGCCAGGAUUCCCGCAGCCACAGCUCCAGGCGUAGCUCCCCCGACUCCGAGAGACAGGCCAGGUCCCAGUCUCGCGCCGGCUCCUAUGACAGUCGAGAGCGAGAUCGCGACAGGGAGCAAUUUGAUCGUGAACGCGACCGAAAAGACGUCCGGCAACAACAGCCAGGCCUGAUACUCCAACAGCCUCUUCAACAGCAGAGGGACUGGGAUCCCGAAACCAGGGAGUGGACUGGUAGGGGACGAGAGCCCCUGCUCAUGCGUCCCGGCCGUGAACCUCUUCUGAGGGAGAGGGACAUCCGGGACAGGGAACGCUUACUCCCCGAGGGACUCAUUCAGCAGCACGAGCGGGAACGCGAGAGAGAACGUGACAGGAGCGACAGAGAAAGGGAGAGAUUGAUGAUGCUGGCCUCUCCCUCCCACUCUGACACCAGAGCUGCGGCGCGAAGUGACCUGAUAAGACAAGACAGAGGUGACUAUGAGCCCCUCCUUCCAAGAGAAGUCUUCAGCCCACCAGAACCUGAGAAACCCAGCAACAGUCACCACGUGGCGGGCGAGCAGCCAGAGAUGGAGAGAAUAGACAGCAUUGAUGGAGAGGAUGAUGGGAAAGAAGAUGACAGCCAGUCGGUGGCAUCUGUUGGAGAGGAGUAUGAACCAAUCAGUGAUGAUGAGCUUGAUGAAAUUCUGGCUGACAGUCAGAAAAAGGAAGAGCAGCAGGAUGAGGAGAAAAUUGCAGGCCCUCUGGAUGUCAUCGAUGUGGACUGGUCCAGCCUGAUGCCCAGACAGAAACAGGAACCCAGGGCCGCCGGGGCAGCAUUGCUGCGCUUCACCCCAGGGGCUGUUCUCCUCAGGGCAGGUGUCUCCAAGCGACUUGCUGGGCCUCAGCUCUUGGAGAAGGUGAAAGAAGUGUGCAAGGCAGAGCUUGAUGACCCUAAAGAGGCCGACAAGCUAUUUGAGCACGACCUUGGAGCCUUAAACAUGGCAGCCCUGAACAGACGUGUAGAAAGGGCGGGUCUACUCAGCAACCUGGGGCCAUGCUGCAAGGCUCUGUGUGCCCGUAGGGACUUGGCCAUCCGCAGGCAGCUGUUGAAAAAUGACAAGGGCCUCACCAAACAGUAUCCCAUGAACCCUGUGGUGGACAGUGAGCUGCUACAAAUGAGCAUGCGUCUUUUUAGGAAAACUAUGGCCGGUCAGGUUUCUGCUCCAGAAAGGUCAGACAGUGGGUCCGACCCAGCUCCUGAACCGAGCUUGCCAGCGCCACCCAUUGUGGCACAGCCAGAAGUUUGCGUGUCCUGAAGGAACAUAUGAACAUAAUUGCUUAUGAGCCCAAUCUCUCUCGUUUCAUCACAUACGCCAUGUUUUAGUAGGAAAUGAACACACAAAAAAUGUGAAGCAUUAUUUAGGUUUUAAAUGUUUUGCAUGUUUUCCGUGGCAUAGAAGACCAGUCCUUUCAGCCUGGUGGAUGGCAUGUCAUGACCUUGGUACAAGAAAUGUUGACACACCUUUUAAAAAAACAAACAAAAAAAAAAACAUAAGCUUUUUAGUGCUUUUUAAAGCCUGUUUUGAGUUUUAUUGUCAGCGUCACCUGCCUUAAGUCAGUGUUUGCAUACAUUGUGCAUUUCUUUCAUAAAGUGGUGCAGGCAGCAGAAGUUUGGGGGAAAAAAUGCAUCUUCUAUGUAGAAGACAACAAAUGUCAGUGUUCAAAGGCUAUAUUUUUUCUUGUUUGACAUUGCAAACAUUACUUUUGAAUGACAAAUAUGAUGUACCCCAACAGUGAAAAUAAAUCCUAAACUGAUUCAAAAAGAAUUUAUUUUCCUAGAUAUUUUUAUAACAAUUUUGAUUCAUCUGGACUAUGAACAGUCGUGUGCGUCACCGCAGGUUAUAACUGUGCGUUAAAUUGCUUACCUGUUAUUUGUGGGUCGGUCUUUGUAUGACAUUUCUGCCUUCAAAUGUGACACUAGUGAUGUCUUACCUGCAGCAACUCAAUCAAUUCUGGUAUUCAGGUACAGUCCAGCUACUCUGAAAUGUUUGGCCAGGAUAUGAGACAUGUUGCUCUUUCUUUUUAUUGUAUUUUCUUUUCUGGUGUGGUUUUGCUCUGGAAGUACUCUUAAGUCCCUGCAAUGCCCUGAACUGGAGUGUGAGCUUGUACUGUUGUACACAGAGUACCACUGGCACACUGGAAACCCUCAUCAGUCUUCACCAUCCAGGAAGAGACACUAGAAUGCUUCGGUAAUCCUGACCGAAAGCGUCCUCCCAGAGAACUUCACAUGUUUUCUGUAUUCUCAUGGUUGACCAUCCAGUGACAAUUAAAAAAAAAAAAAGAAAAAAAGACUUGUACAGCUGGAUAAAUGGACCUUGCUUUUUUUCCCCUCAGUUGGUGCUGCAGCUCAAAUCCAUUGGACCAUCUUCACUAUUGCCUCCCAUCAGUCUGACCGAACAAUAACAAUCAUAAUUUUUGUCUUGGAUUCCACAUGGUGCCUCUUUCCAUGAGUCUUGAAUUCACUGUGAAACCAGAAAUGUCUAUUCACAUUGCUUCCCGGUUUACUUUUCUCAGUCAAUAUGGAAUGUGCACUUAAAAACACAAAUAAUCAUAAACAAAUAAUAAUAAUAAUAUUGGACCCAUUCCACUUGCAUAGACAGGUAAGCUGCCACAACAUUAGAUUUCCUAUUGACCAUUACACUGCUGGAAAAAAUAAAGGAAA
Messenger RNA from Doryrhamphus excisus (bluestripe pipefish), 6896 nucleotides. It is a transcript of the gene zc3h13, whose product is annotated as zinc finger CCCH-type containing 13. The record is from RefSeq and is a predicted model, not a curated record. Lineage: Eukaryota; Metazoa; Chordata; Actinopteri; Syngnathiformes; Syngnathidae. Gene Ontology annotation, molecular function: metal ion binding.